Molecule: messenger RNA, 897 nt
Organism: Moesziomyces antarcticus
Lineage: Eukaryota; Fungi; Basidiomycota; Ustilaginomycetes; Ustilaginales; Ustilaginaceae
Product: retrograde transporter
Exons: 2
Coding region: 1-897 (298 amino acids)
Biological process (GO): retrograde transport, endosome to Golgi; intracellular protein transport
Cellular component (GO): endosome; retromer complex
Source: RefSeq, a predicted model, not a curated record
AUGUUGGUCCUCGUGAUUGGCGACCUGCACAUCCCCUUCCGCGCACACGACUUGCCGGCCAAGUUCAAGAAGCUGCUGGUGCCCGGCAAGAUCCAGCAGAUCAUCUGCACGGGCAACGUGUGCAACACCGACUACCUCCACUACCUGCGCACCAUCGCUGGCGAUGUCCACCUCGUCAAGGGCGAAUACGACGACAAUCCGCAUUUCCCCUCGAGUCUCAUCCUCAACCAUGCACCGCUACGCAUAGGCGUGCUCCACGGCCACCAGGUCGUCCCGGCUGGCGACACCCAGUCGCUCGCCGCCGUUGCCCGCGCCAUGGACGUCGACAUCCUUCUCACCGGUCACACGCACCGCUUCGAGGCAUUCGAGCUCGAGGGCCGCUUCUUUGUCAAUCCGGGCAGCGCAACAGGCGCGUGGCAUCCCACCUGGCCACUUCGAGACCCUGCCUCCGUCGCAGCGCUCGCAGAAAAGGCGGCUACCAAGGCGAGUCAAGCCGAUGCAUCCGGUGCCGACGCAAAGAAGUCCGAUAAGAACGCCACGGAAGAGGCAAGCACCAAGAAGAACAAGACCGACGACGCAGCCAAAGCAAAGCCAACAGAUGCAACGGCCGCAGAAAAGGACGGCGCAUCCGCCAAGCAAGCAGACGGUGCCAAUGAGGAUGACGAAGAGCUCCAUGUCAAGGAGGCGCCAGCGCCCAUCCCAAGUUUCGCACUGCUCGACAUCCAAGGCGCAGUUGUGGUCACGUACGUAUACCAGCUCAUCGACGGCGACGUCAAGGUGGAGAAGAUCGAGUACCGCAAGAACCUCGACAGCAACGCCUUGUUGCAACGUGGGACAGCCGGGGCUCCUGCCGUGGGCGCAGUCGGAGGUGCAUAUGGCCAGCAAGCAUCGCGAUGA